AUGGCGACUACAACUUCUAGGAAUUCAUCCGACGCGGACCAUCUGUGUGUCUUGGUUCACGGACUCUGGGGCAACCCGUCGCAUUUGGACUAUGUGGCCUCCGAACUGAAGAAACGACACGGCGAGGAUCACCUCCACGUGCUCUGCGCCAAAGGAAAUAGCGGCAACUUGACAUAUGAUGGAAUCGAGACUGGUGGAGAGCGCCUGGCGCACGAGAUCGAACAGACGCUGGACGACCUUUCCUCCAAGGGCCAAGAGAUCAAAAAGCUCAGCGUGGUCGGCUACUCUCUCGGAGGCUUGGUGGCGCGCUAUGCGAUCGGCUUGCUGCAUGCCCGCGGCUGGUUGGACAAAUUGGAGCCCGUGAACUUUACGACUUUUGCAUCACCGCAUGUUGGUGUGCGGAUGCCGCUCAAGGGAAUCACUAACACGGUUUUUAAUGUCAUGGGUCCGAGGACGAUCUCUGUAUCCGGACACCAGUUGUUCCUGGUCGAUUCCUUCCGCGACACGGGCCGGCCGCUGCUCAGCGUUCUGGCCGACCCGGAAAGUAUCUUCAUCAAGGGUCUGGCGAAGUUUCAACAUCGCGCUGUCUACGCAAAUAUUCGCAACGACCGCUCUGUUAUUUUCUACACGGCUGCACUAUCCACGGUAGAUCCAUUCCGGGAUUUGGAGAGCAUGAAUAUCAACUAUGUCGAGGGUUAUGAGCAAGUGAUCAUCGACCCGGAUGUCCAUGUCCUGCCGCCCGCAAAGAAGGAGCCGGAAAGCCUAAUGUCUCGGAUAUGGAAUCGGACCAAAUCGUUGCUCAUUUGGAUACCUUUGUCCACGCUCAUUCUACUUCUUCUGCCACUUGCCUUGACUAUCUUCUUGAUCAAUGCCCUUAUCCAGACAUUCCGCAGUCAGCAACGGAUCCGACGCCACGGAGAAGGGAAGAAUGGCGUGCUUUUUGGACCAUACAAAGUUCCCGUGCUGGUCCAGAAUGUCCAACACGCCGUGGAGGAAGUAUUUGAGAAUGUCAACGCUCGUCAAGAACCUGCCUAUCAAGCAGCCGAGAAAACAACAUUGCAUGGUCCGAGGCCAGGCAGCUCUGCGCAAUCAAACACGGAUACUGCCUCUGCCAGCGCUAGUGUUGACGGUUCUACGAUCUGCCCGCCUCCCACACUUGCAUUAACCGCCGAACAGUUUGAGAUCAUUGAGUCACUCAACACUGUGGGAUUCCGCAAAUACCCAGUGCAUAUCCACAAACACCGACACACUCACGCAGCCAUCAUUUUCCGGAUACCCAAGGAUGGACAUGCAGAGGGCAAACUUGUCAUAAAGCACUGGUUGGAUAAUGAGUUCGUUGUAUAA
Messenger RNA from Penicillium riverlandense, 1344 nucleotides. Its product is annotated as lipase ROG1 family protein. The transcript is spliced from 2 exons. Gene Ontology annotation, molecular function: monoacylglycerol lipase activity. The record is from RefSeq and is a predicted model, not a curated record. NCBI's taxonomy places the organism in Eukaryota, Fungi, Ascomycota, Eurotiomycetes, Eurotiales, Aspergillaceae. Bases 1 to 1344 code for a protein of 447 amino acids.